Molecule: messenger RNA, 3153 nt
Organism: Anthonomus grandis grandis
Lineage: Eukaryota; Metazoa; Arthropoda; Insecta; Coleoptera; Curculionidae
Gene: TfAP-2
Product: transcription factor AP-2-epsilon
Exons: 6
Coding region: 471-1808 (445 amino acids)
Biological process (GO): regulation of transcription by RNA polymerase II; anatomical structure development; regulation of cell population proliferation
Cellular component (GO): nucleus
Molecular function (GO): DNA-binding transcription factor activity, RNA polymerase II-specific; RNA polymerase II transcription regulatory region sequence-specific DNA binding
Source: RefSeq, a predicted model, not a curated record
UCGGGCUUUGCCCCCCCGGCUAUAAUAACCCGGGAGGGGACGGAAAGAGGCCUUUUUCCGCACGGCUAGGGCAGUCGCCCUCAGGUACCGCGCAAAAGAUAACGCGAGAUAUCGCGCCGCACGAGUCUCAUUGUUGUUUUUCGAAAUUUUUCAUUUUUUCUACAUUUUUGGAAAAAUCAUUAUCUGGUCUAGAAGUGAUAUAUUAGCAUAAAAAAUAUGUGCAAUUAAUUAAGUGAUCAAGGUGCAAGCUAGUUUUUAGUGCUGUAAUAAAGUGUGCUUUUUCAUAAAAGUACACCGCCCUGUAAAACUUAAGGAACAACAUUCUAAAGAAAGGUGAUUCAAUUCUUCAAAUGAAAAAAUAGAUGUCAGUUAACUAGCGAAAUAUGGAACUGAGUGCACACAUUUCAUGAUAACUUAAGAACACACAACCGCUUUUAAGUUUUCCAAAAGUGAUUUUUUUGAAUUUUUAAAUGACUUUUAAGGAGAAUGGCGGCAUGAUGUCCAGAUUUUAUUUAAACUCCAAUUCAUCACUAGCUAACUACCAACAAUAUGAGGAGCGUCUAACGAGCGGCCACAGUUCUCUAGCACUUAGCGGUGGCUCACCAGCAGGGUACGGAGCAGGGGCGUCGGGGGCGGGCGGUCGAGGUGCGGCCGGAAGUCUUCACCACGCAGCCGCCGCUGCUGCUAUGCAGCACCAGCUACCUCAACCCGACUUCCAGCCACCCUAUUUUCCACCGCCCUUUCACCAUGCCGCCCCUAGUCCGCCUCCUCAGCAACACCUCGAAUAUUUGGCAGAUCCUUAUGGGGGUCUAUCUGGGUUGCACCAUUAUAAUCAACUGGGGUUAAGGCGGGAAGGUGAUCCAAAUCAUUCCCAUGUCAGCCAGCUGAGCCAUGGAGCAAGCUUUCCUUAUAGUACAACUGGAGGUGGACGGUCAGACUAUGGAGGAAUUCCUCAGAGACACGAUGACCCGUUGUCACUUCACCAAGCUUUAGGGCAAGCUGUAGAGGAUGCCCAAGCCGGUAUCGACGAUAAUACUGGAUUUAUUACCGACCUGCCUUUACUCAAAGGCAUGAAAGGAAAGGAUCACUCUGGAGCCGGAUCCAUGGUGUCCCCUAGUGACGUAUUCUGUUCAGUACCUGGUAGACUAUCAUUAUUAUCAUCCACAUCUAAAUAUAAGGUUACAGUAGGAGAAGUACAAAGAAGGCUCUCGCCACCAGAAUGCCUUAAUGCGUCCCUUUUAGGCGGCGUCUUACGGAGAGCAAAAAGCAAAAACGGUGGCAGGAUUCUCAGGGAAAAACUUGAAAAAAUUGGUUUAAACCUCCCGGCAGGAAGGCGGAAAGCUGCCAAUGUUACUCUCUUAACCUCCUUGGUGGAAGGCGAAGCCAUCCAUCUCGCCAGAGAUUUCGGUUACGUAUGUGAGACCGAAUUUCCAGCCCGGCAAGUAGCGGAAUAUCUUCUGCGACAACAUGGCGAGUCACCCCGAAGGAAAGAGCUUCUUCAAGCCACCAAACAAGUAACAAAGGAGCUUAUGGAUCUUUUAAACCAGGAUCGAUCUGCGCUAUGUAAUCACCGACCUCAAAUUUUGUUGGAUCCCUCAAUCCAAAGGCAUUUAACCCAUUUUUCUUUGAUAAGUCAUGGUUUUGGUAGUCCGGCCAUCGUGGCUGCUCUUACUGCGAUCCAGAACUUUUUAAGUGAAAGCUUGAAGCAUUUAGAUAAGGUUUUCCCUAGCCAGAACUCACAACAGAGUCAGGGUAUGUUGGUGUCUUCAAGUUUGGAUAAGGGAAAACUUGACGAUAAGAAUAAGUGAUGUCUCGCGGGUGUGUGCUGUGAUUUGAGAAGGGCGUUUGCGUUCGAAACAUAGGAAGCUUUCUUCUUUUUAUUCAGUUUGGACUCACGGAAGAUUUGUUGUUUUAUUUGGAAAUAUGUACUGGGGCGGUUGUGGAUAAAGAUAUGGUUAAUUUUGAGGUGACAAUUUUCUUAUGCUGAAAGAAAUUCUUUUUAUAAUACUAAUUUAUAAGUAAAUAAAGUAAAUUAAUUCAAAGUGCACAAGUGUUGAGGAUUCAAAGUCUCGUAACGAUAAAUUAGCAAUUUUUUUUAAAUAUUCAUUUGGAAAUCUAGAAAUUCUUGCCUUGAAAUUUUAUAUAAGAAAAAUACAAAUACAUUCAAACAACAGCCAUAAGAGGGGUAAUGGAAUAGUGGGAGUUAUACCAGGCUGUAAAAAAUCAAAGAAAGAAUUUAUUAAAAAUAAAUCUUAUAAUGUUAAUUAUUAGAAUUAGUACUGUUGUACUAAAACAGUAUUUUAUUAAUAUUUAGAUUUUUGUGUUAACUAAAUGGAUUGGCGCUGUAUCGCUUGAAUCUCCUUUAUUAUAAGCUUCAAUACGUGCUUUUGUACCAAUAUCAAUAAAAUAUUUUAUAUUUCGAAUAAUUUUUAAAUUUUCAAGGCAGGACUAGACAAAAAAGACUAAGUUUUUGUCGAAAAUUCAUAUGUUCUAGGAAAAUAAUUAACCUCUUAAAACAAUAGGCAGGUAAAACAGCUAUGAUCCUCAAUUAUUUAAUUAACAUCUCUUCUUGAAAACAGAUAUCAAAUAUUACAUUUAAUUUCAAUGCGCAUUUUAGGGACAUUAUCAAAACGUAAAUAUCUUCAGAUGACAUAAAAAUAAAUAUUUUUUUAAAUAUUAUUUUUAAUUUCAAUUAGUAAUUGUAUUGAACUAAACCCCAAAAUUAACUAUUAUUAUAGGAAAAGUACCUCACCACCCCACAAACGUAUUAUUAUAUUAUCUUGCCAUUUUGUAGUAUUCAAUUAGUGACUCCAACAAAACAAUGAUUGUGAUAUUUGCCAUAUGAAUUUUCACAGACUGUUACGAACUAAGCCAUAUUUAUUUAAAAUGUAAAAAAUGUGUACAUUUAAAACAAAAAUUUGGGUUUAAAGGCAUAUGCGGUUUUGCCGUGAGUUUUUUAGUUGAAUCAACUGUACGUUUGUGUAUUUUUUUUUCUGUACAUUUUGUGGUUGUCAGAAACUAUAUUUUAUGAGCAAUAUGUGCCAAUGCCGAUACUGUAUUAUAAGAUAUUAUAAACUUUGUCUAUAUAGGGAUAUACGUGAAAACUUGGGUAUAAAGAUGAAAAUAAGUUAUGAAAUACAAACAUGUAAACUU